This is a messenger RNA of Closterium sp. Naga37s-1, 1324 nucleotides long. The record is from the annotation of a GenBank genome assembly. NCBI's taxonomy places the organism in Eukaryota, Viridiplantae, Streptophyta, Zygnematophyceae, Desmidiales, Closteriaceae.
CCCCCCACUGAGUAGCGAACGGGGUGUUCGACAGGGCGACCCGCUUGGCCCGCUCCUUUUUGCAGCCGGAAUACACCCUGCACUACGCGAGAUAGCCGCAACACACCCGAAAGUUCUCUGCUUGGCGUACGCAGACGACGUGACGUUCAUGGGGGAACAGGAGAACACAGUAGCCGCCUUCACCUUCUUCACCGACAAACUGGCGCACCUGGGCCUGGCCCAUAACCCGGAGAAAUGCGCAGCUUGGAGCUCGGCCACAGUCGUGACUACCCAGCUACCACCCGGGGUCCCUCUUUCCAAAGAAGGGGUGCGCCUCCUCGGUAGUUACCUGGGCCCCGCCACCGGCGCCGCCAAUUUCCUAGCGGGGCAACUGGAGGAGAUGGCGAAACCGUUACCACUCCUCGAACGAGCCGACCCCCAAGUUGCCUCACUGCUGCUAACCCGCUGCAUCUCCAGGCGGAGACCUGUUAGCCACGCUACUCACCUCAUGCGGCAUUCGGGUCCCCUCGUGCAGCACGGAACACUCACGGGUUUGGGCACAGGCGUCGCUCCCUCCUUCUCUAGCGGUGCUGCGGGGCCUGAGCCUGAUGAGCCCCUUGACAAGUGGGUGGCGAGGACCCUGACGGGACGGUCCCGCGGGGCGGGGGGGUACUUGAUGACGAGAUCUCCCCCGGAGACAGCGCUGGGGGAGGAUCGAGUUGGACAAAUGAAGGUGGUGACAGAGGCAGCGGAGGCGGCGACAUCUGGAGGGGCUGCAACAGGGUGGGAGGUGGAAGGGGAGUUAGCUGCCGAGACUGCCGCUUCCUCUGGCGGCGACUCAGCCUCACACCGUGCGACGGGCCCCGCUGUGAUGCUACUUCCUGAAAUACACGGACGGGUAGAGGAGCAGGAACGUGCAACGGAGGCAACGGAGGUGACGGGGCCCGCUCCACAGGCACAGACAGUGGUGAUGACGGAUGCUGCAGUGGGAGCGGACAUAGGCCCAGUUGAGGGAGGCGCAAUGGUUGGCGCUGGGUCUGCCAAAACGCCUGCUGCCACCGUGGGCGCAGACACGCAGGGGUGCGACCAGGUGGCGGGCGAUACACGGGGGCGUGGGAACGGCGUUGCUGCGCACGCCACUCACGGGAUUGCAGGAAGAAGUUCCGCGCCCAGCCAGCGCCGAGGCGGCCCGGUGCAGGGCUUGUCCCGGGCCACCCGGGACCCCUCCUGGGCUGGCUUCUGCAAGGACAGACGCCACAAUCGCAGUUGCAUCAACUGCCAUCUGUGGGGUCAGGCAGCGGGAGAAACGAAGGGGAAGUCGGUGUCAGACAGGCGGGGAUUCUAA